AGACCAGUCCUCUUCUUGAAACACAAGUUUAGAAGCUCCGUUUAAUCAGGGUUUUGCCUUCUAAUCCCUCCGCCCUGGACCCUCCUCACACCGCCUCCCUAGUCCCUCCCGACUGACACAACCAUAUCAUCUUCUCUCUCUCUCUCUCUCUCUAUUAUGAAGCUCCCAAACCUAAACAAAAUACCAAUCAAGUACAGACCCAAAGCAAUCGAAAUAGCCCAAAAGGCCCUCACCGACUACCUCCACUCCACCAGAUCCCUUCCCUUCACCUACGCCGAGCACAUUAGCAAGAACUCCCUCCUAUCUCUCUCCGACGUCGCUUCAAAGGUCCGUUACUCCCCCGCCACCUUCUUCAAGUCCCUCCAGAGAUUCCUCAGGUACCACCCCAUCAACGAAUUUGAGUUUUUCUAUGAGAGUAUUGGCAUUAAUUAUCUUGAGAUUAAUGGAUUUUUGCCCCACAACAAGUUCUUUCUGUGUGAGGAUUUAAGGGUGUUGAAUGUUGCUUGUGCAUUGUGUUCUUUUGGUUUCCCAUGGAAUCAUUUGGGGGAGUUGUAUAGGGAGGAGGUUUCCAUUUUCAGUAGAGACCCAAGUGAGUUGAGUAAAAUGCUACACGGGUUUAAAGAACACGGGUUCGAUAGCGUGUCCGUGAUUGGGAUUUGUUUGGUUUUCCCUCAUGUUUUGGGUGGGGGCCCUGAAACGCAUGGUGAAGUCGAUUCGGUUUGGGGGGAUUUGAGAAAGUUGUUUAUUGAUUUUGAUUUGGUGAAUUUCGUGGAGGGAAAUGUGGAUGCUUGGGUUGAGAUUUGUAGGAAAAUACGGGUGUUUUACGACUUGGGUUGCGAGAAGGGCAAGAUGGGAGAAGUUAUGGGUAGGAGCAAGAUAACUUUUGUCAAAUACCCAGAAGAGGUUUUGGUCAAGAAAGCGGAGUUCUUUGCUAGAUUGGGUGUUAAUAAGAGUGAUGUUGGUCUAUUGCUUCUUGAAAGACGCGAAAUUUUGGAUUUUGAUUUGGAGGACCCUGUGAUUUCAGUGUUGGGAAUUUUGAAACACUUGGGAAUGAAUGAUACACAAUUAAAGGCUGUUGCUCAAGAGUAUCCUUAUGUUUUGGGAAGAAACAAAAUGGCUAACUUGCCUCAUGUGAUGAGAGCCUUGGAUCUGCACAAAUGGUUCUUUAAUCAGAUGAGAUUUGGGAAUCAUCAUUUGUUAGGUACUUACUUUAUUGGCAAUCCAAAUAAAGACUUGGAUAAGGAUUACAAAAGUAGCCUGGACAAAAUACACUCUACAAGGACCCCCGUUCACACACUUAGUAAGCUGAAAUUCUUGCAUAGUAUUGGUUUCGGAGAAAAUAAGUUGACUGUAGAAGUCCUAGCAGACUCACACGGAACUAGUACUGAGAUAAAAAAGCGGUUUGAUUGCCUUCUUCGCAGUGGGAUUGAAUACGCGAAACUAUGUAAAAUGGUAAGGUUGUCACCGAAGAUCUUAAACCAAAAUCCAGAGAUUAUUGAGAGGAAAAUUGAGUUUCUUUGCAAGGACAUGGGAUCUUCUUUGCAGUACCUUGAUCUAUUUCCUGCCUAUUUGUGUUAUGACCUAGAGAAAAGGAUUAAGCCUAGAUACUUUUUCCACGCAUGGCUAUUAGAGAAGGGGUUGAGUGUAAAAAGAUACUCUGUUUCAAGCAUGAUAGCAACUAGCGAGAAAAGUUUUAUAGCUCGUGUUUAUGGAAUGCACCCAGCUGCUCCAAAACAAUGGUUGGAGUGUUUUUCAAAUCCAAACCAGAGUUGCAAUUGCAAAUAGAUGUAGAUAAGAUAUCAACUCUGAACCACCCUGGCAAGAUGGGUAGACAACACCGACCACAUGACAAGUUCACCAUCACAGUGGAAAGCAUCACUGGAUUACAACUUGUAAUUAGAAUCCACUGGUUAUAAAACAUAUCCGUGCCAGAAUUAUCUCAAAAUUACAUUUGUUGUUUGAUUCAUCAACGGAGACAGGGAAUCCAUUUACAAAAGUCUUCUAU
Messenger RNA from Rhododendron vialii, 2005 nucleotides. RefSeq names its product transcription termination factor MTEF18, mitochondrial. Bases 157 to 1785 code for a protein of 542 amino acids. The transcript has a single exon. Gene Ontology annotation, biological process: chloroplast organization; regulation of DNA-templated transcription. NCBI's taxonomy places the organism in Eukaryota, Viridiplantae, Streptophyta, Magnoliopsida, Ericales, Ericaceae. Gene Ontology annotation, molecular function: double-stranded DNA binding. Gene Ontology annotation, cellular component: chloroplast. The record is from RefSeq and is a predicted model, not a curated record.